AUGUAUGACAAAUAUUACACCCCCGAAGUAUACGCCAAAUAUGGUAUAUCUGUUGGCGAAUGCACAAUUGAGUAUGAGAAAAGACAAAAUGGUUUGUUACAUACGUUAAGGACCCUUAAAAAGUAUCUAUAUGUGGAUUGUAAGAAGUCGAUAGAACAUGUGAUCGCAAAUGGAACCAAAUGUCCUGCUGAAGAUCGCAGCAAUAACAAUUUGGAACUUCAAGAACCAGUUGAUAUAAACCUUAGGAUUUUAUAUAAUACUGAUAUGGCUGUUUAUGUCAAUUAUGGUAUUGUCGCCGGCCCAUAUGCUCUUUUCUGUCAGAAUAUACACUAUACAGACAUCAACAUUAACGGCUGUGACAGAUAUAACGAUAGCAAGGCCUGCCAAGCCCUUUUAAGCCUAUUCGUCGAUAUCACCGCCCAUACACUUAGAAUCUCGAAUGUUUAUCGUGAUACAGUCCACACCUUUGAUCUAUCUAAGAUAGAAGGAGCUAACGCACUCCCUGAAAUCCUCCGACGCCGCCUUAAUCUUAAGACUCUGAUACUAGACAAAGCUAAUGAUAACCUUGUUUACUGGAUACUAAACAACUACAUAUUUGCGGAUUCUAUGGAAUUGCAUAUCCUGAACCAACGCUACAAGAAUCUUAAUAUUGCCCGAAUUCUCUCCCUUCCUACAUGCCAGAAGAUCUCUAAACUUGUGCUAAAUGACUUUGUUGGCUUAGAUGAGGUGAAGUUAUACAAGAAGUAUAAGAAAGAAGGUAGACUCGCUGAGCUCCCAUUAUUCAAUUACAUAGAAACAAUGAAAGCCGAAAACAAGACCAUCACGGAUCUUGGUCUUAACAAACUGACUCUGCGACUGGAAGGUCUUGAUUGCAAUAAGUAUACUGAAAUCUUAACUGAGUUUAAGAAUAUUGAUAUUCAAUACGAGGUUGUUCCUAUUGCAGUCUAUAUCGACCGUCAAAUAGCGAAGUACAACUCUUAUAUAAGGGCGAAGAGUCAAUAUGCUUUGAGGAAUCCCAACGAACGAUUUGAGAAGGUGCUGGUACUCAGAAACAUUAAUCUACAAGAAUUAGAAACGGAUCUUGCCAGUCGAUGCGCCACGUUUAGAUCACAACGAGAUCCAGACCAAGAACAAGAGCCAUUUAUCCAAAAACUUUCCCUUGAUACAUUAUCGUUAUAUUUCAAUGAUACUAAUCCAAUAACUGAGAAUAACUUAGUGAAGAUUCUCAUGUGGGUCGUGUAUCAAUUUACAGAUCUAGGCUGGUUGGGCUUAUACAAUCUUAAGGUUUCGAUGGAUGAGAAAAGGAAUAUAUCGGCCGGCAAUUACUAUAUCAUUGGGUUAAAUGUCUUCGAAUGUGAUUCCAUAUCAUAUACAUACCCAGGGCUUAUGUUGGCUGUCGGCACUAAGUGUAAUAUCAUAUUGGCGGAACUCAAUAUCCCUUUUCCUGGUCCUAUUAUCGUGAGAUAUACAAUGAUACCUCAACUUCUUAAACUGGACCUCACAGAGAUGGAUUCUGAGACACACUUGUACAAACUCGCCUCGGCCAUAAAGAAUUCUAACUCCACUACAUGCUCGAUGUGCUCUUUAAGCCAUUAUCGGCCAAAUGAGAAGAACCAAUUGGGUGAUGAGAUGCAUGUUGAGAUAGAUAAUGACAUGAGUGACGAGACGUGUAAAGAAGAAAGCGAGGGAGAUGGUAUGUAUCAAGCGAAGAUAAAGAAGGAAAACCCAGAUACGGUGGAAGAUUCUUCAGGUUUUAAUCCAAAGUUACACUUUAAAACAGCCUGCUAUUUCGCUUGCGAACACUUAUUCUGUGCUGAAUGUGUAUGGAAGAGCGCGGAGGACACCGAGGACACCGAGGACACACUAAAAUGUCCAACUUGUGAGAAAUGUCUCGACCUCGAUCGCACCUAUGAGCUCAUGUACGCGUCUCUACCCAACCUUGUUCUUGUCGAAUGCGAUGUUUCAACACCUACCACAAAGCUCUGGCAAUCUAAAGCCAUAGCAUGGCGUGAUACCCCUAUCUACCUCUACGGUUAUUGUCCACUCGCAUAUUGGUCUCGUCUUGAAAACAAGCCACAAGCAGAUUAUAACACUUCCAGCCCAAUUCGUGUCAUUUUCGUUUAA
This is a messenger RNA of Nematocida homosporus, 2124 nucleotides long. RefSeq lists its product as uncharacterized. The record is from RefSeq and is a predicted model, not a curated record. The transcript has a single exon. Bases 1 to 2124 code for a protein of 707 amino acids. Lineage: Eukaryota; Fungi; Microsporidia.